CGGGCGAGCCCACAAAACGAAGAGUUCGACUAAGUGUCGUUCAGUGCUUCAUUUGGCGUAUUUGAGAGCGCGCGGGGAUCGCGGCGGCGCUUCCUUUGAUUUACUACGCAACUACCAUUUGGCGGGAAACGCCACAGCGGUGGCGCAUUGAUACCUCGGGUGAAGCAGCACGAAAAUCCGUAGUAUUAAAACGCGCUGCUGGAAAAUCCUGCAGUAAAUGAAAUCACAGCCGCGCUGAGGGAGGAGGAGGAGAGGUGCCGCCGCUGCAGGAGAAGAAGGAGAGGAAGGCGUGAGCAAAAGCCGGCACUGCGGACUCCCACACUUUUGGAUUACUUUCACUUGACAGCACUUGGCGACUGUUUUAACACGCUUACGCUGCGUUUUUGGAUUCAGUGCUGAUAAACGACUGUCAGCAGUAGCAGCAGCAUGCCGCUGAGCUCAGGCAUGGCGAGCAGUAAGAACUACGACUACGACUACGACUCCUACCAGCCCUACUUCUACUACGACAACGAGGAUGAGGGCUUCUACAGCCAGCAGCACAGUCAGCCGCAGCCCCCGGCUCCCAGCGAGGACAUCUGGAAGAAGUUCGAGCUGCUGCCCACGCCCCCGCUCUCCCCCAGCCGGCGGCCGUCCCUCAGCGGCGGCAGCAGCCCGAGCACCAGCCCGUUCCCGUCCCGAGCGGACCAGCUGGAGAUGGUCACGGAGUUUCUCGGGGACGACGUGGUGAACCACAGCUUUAUCUGCGACGCGGACUACUCGCAGUCCUUCCUCAAGUCCAUGAUCAUCCAGGACUGCAUGUGGAGCGGCUUUUCCGCCGCGGCGAAGCUGGAGAAGGCGGUGUCGGAGCGGCUAGCCUCGCUGCAGGCUGCCCGCAGGGACGCGUCGAGGGGCGGGUCCACGGAGGACGCCGGCCCGGGGCGGCUGGGCUCUAACUUUGGCUAUCUGCAGGACAUGAACGCGUCCGCCACGGACUGUAUAGACCCCUCUGUCGUGUUUCCCUACCCGCUGACGGACUGUACAAAGCUGGGCAGGGCGCCCACGCCGACUUUACCUCUGGAUACUCCUCCAAACAGCGGGAGCAGCAGCAGCAGCGACAGUGACAGCGAUGAUGACGAAGAUGAGGAGGAUGAGGAGGAGAUUGACGUAGUGACAGUGGAAAAGAGAAAAUCUGUGAAGAAGUCCGACCCCGUGGUGUUGAAGCGCUGUCAUGUGAACAUCCAGCAGCACAACUAUGCAGCUCAGCCUAGCAGAGGGACUGAACAACCUGCUGUCAAGAGGCUUCGCUUCGAGGGAGGCAGGUCACUCCGGCAGUCCAGCCACAGUCACAAGACGUCCGACUCUGAGGACAACGACAAGCGCAGGACUCACAACGUGCUGGAGCGUCAGAGGAGGAACGAGCUGAAGCUGAGCUUCUUUGCUCUGAGGGACGAGAUUCCAGACGUGGCGAACAAUGAGCGGGCCGCCAAGGUAGUGAUCCUGAAAAAAGCCACGGAGCACAUUGCCAGCGUUCAGGCAGAGGAGCGGCGUCUCCUGUCUGUCAAAGAGCAGCUCAGGAGGAGGUGUGAACACUUAAAACACAGACUUGAGCAGUUAAGCAACUCCUGAGCUGCUGCUGCUGCUUAUCUUCAUGGACUUUUUUUAAAGCCUUUCGGAAAGGUGUUGUAAUGGAUGCUCAUGACUGCCCCCUGGAGUGAAGGACAUGAUGUGGGCGGGGGCGGUCGACGGUGUCGGCACUGCAUCACUGAUGCAAUCGGACUUUGAUUUGUACCCUUAAAGCUGCCUCAGUCUGAAGCAGCUGAGGCUAUAGAUUUAUUUGUAUUUAAUUUUAUUUUUAGUAAUGCCAGUCAGCAGUCUGUGUACUGUUGGUCUUAACUUAACGUUUUGUUUUUGUAAAUUUUGUACAUAUUUACACAGAUGUAUUGAAGAUACUGUUGAUUUGAAUCAUAAAAGUGUUUCUUUAUAUAAAAGGUGUUUGAAUACA
Messenger RNA from Astyanax mexicanus (Mexican tetra), 1981 nucleotides. It is a transcript of the gene mycb, whose product is annotated as MYC proto-oncogene, bHLH transcription factor b. The record is from RefSeq and is a predicted model, not a curated record. Bases 427 to 1605 code for a protein of 392 amino acids. Lineage: Eukaryota; Metazoa; Chordata; Actinopteri; Characiformes; Acestrorhamphidae. The transcript has 3 exons. Gene Ontology annotation, molecular function: protein dimerization activity; DNA-binding transcription factor activity, RNA polymerase II-specific; RNA polymerase II cis-regulatory region sequence-specific DNA binding. Gene Ontology annotation, biological process: regulation of transcription by RNA polymerase II; positive regulation of cell population proliferation.